AGCCGGUACUAUCGCCUGAAAUCUGAAUAUUGACAUUGUACUGCCGACGGAAGAAGGUAAAAGACUAAAACAGUGCUUUACUUUGGCAAUUAAGUGAUUAACGGAGGAAGCUCUGAAUCAGAAGUGUUAAAGAGUAUCUAGAUGAUCGCAUAAUUCCAUGGAUGAUCCCAAGAAACAUCUGGUUUCUCUUCGUGGAGCGAGUGCUAGGGAAAUUACAAGGGGUGCGCUUCUUGAAAAGGUCUCUCAUGAAAGAGAACUCCGUAAUUUUGCUAGGCAAGCUAGUUCCGCUGCUCUUUUUAUCCAGAGGGUUUGGCGGCGGUACAAUGUGUCAGUGAGAGUGGCAUUAGAGUUUCAAAAGGAAUGGAACCGUUCAGUGCAUGAUGCUUCAAGGCCAAUGAAGAAAACCUGGAUUUCCUGUUCUUUAUUAAGGCCCUUCCUGUUUUUUGUGACUCAUUUAUCUCUCAGACGGUGCACCAUCCAAACCCAGGCUGUGAACUCUAUGCGCAGUUGUUUUGUGAUAUUAUUGGAAAAUUUGAAUUCGACAGACCAAGCAAUAAACUUCUGUUCUUUAGCAAUUGGUACAAUCGAGGAGCAAAGAACAUGGAGCUAUCAAGUAAAGAAGCUAGUCUCUUUGUGUUCAUUCGUACUUGCAGACUAUGAUAAUUAUUCUAGAGGGAGUUGUGAAGUUGUCUCUGUUACAGCGUUGUUAAUGCGUUUGGUCAUCAACCUUACUGAUUCAAGGGGAUGGAAGUGCAUAUCUGACGGAAAAUGUGAGGAUGCAGACAGAGCAGUGAAGGACGUGAUUAGAUUUAUUGGCAGUGAUAAAAGUGGCGUAUAUAGAUCUAUUGGGAGAUACAUGACUAAGUUGGAUGCUUCUUGUGCUUCACAAAGUGUUGUUCAGAAGGAUGAUACGUUUCUGAUUACUGCCAGUGCAAUAACUUUAGUAUUGCGACCAUUUCUGGCAUCCUACACAGAUGGAAAGGAUUCUUUACCGCUGGAUAUACAAUGUGCUGCCGAGCAGUAUUGCUUAUUCAUCCUUACAGUACCCUGGCUGGUUCAACGUAUCCCAGCUGUACUUCUGCGUGCUUUGAGGCAUACGUCUACUCUACUCCCCUGCUUUGAGACUCUCCUGAUCUUAAGUGAACAAAUCUUGCUCAAAUACUCAAGGAUGGAUCAAUCUGGAGCUUCUGACCCUAAUUAUAUCCCUCAUGUUGGUUGGAGUCUUUCCAACAUUAUAAGUCUGGUAACAGGGAGUGAAAAUAAAUCCAUCGAGUCGAGCAAUUUUACUGAUGGUAUAGACAUUGUUAGAUAUGUCAAUGUGCUCAAUUUGCUUGCUGAGAGGUUCCUUACUCAGAUUGAGAGUAAUCGAUUUGCACCUAAAGAAAGACAAGCAGUGGAGGAUGAUGGGAAAAGUGCUGCCGAUUCAUAUACAAAUUUUGCCGCCCCAACCUUUGAAUCCUUAAAUUACAUGGACCUGUUGAGACCUGUUUGUCAACAGUGGCAUCUUUCAAAACUCAUGGUCACAGUGAAGGGUAAUGUCACAAAUGAGAGUGAUUCAUAUACGUCAAAGUCUGAUCCAAAACACAUUAAAUUUUUGCAACUGCUUGAUAUUGCUCAUUAUUACUCUUACAUGAUAAGAAUAUAUUCAGCCUUGAAUAGGAUGCUUGGACCAUUGCCGGUUCUUAAUAUGCUUUCGUUUACUCCUGGAUUUCUGGUCAGCAUUUGGGGAAUUCUGGAGCAUGCUCUAUUUCCUGAAGCAGCUCAAGCUUCUGGAAAUGACUUGUACCAUACUGCUGAAAUGUAUGGCAACAAGUCUGCUGGGACUUCAAAGAGAAAACAAAAACGGCCUAGUAAAGAUGGAGCUGCGAAAUGGGUUAAUGUAUUCCAUAAAAUUAGUGGAAAAUCCCAGACAGAUGCAGCUAAUAGCUCUGAUGGGAUAGAUGGUCAAGUUGUAGACAACCAGGGAGAAAGCAAUCUAGAUGAUCAGUGGGAUGUUGAAUCUUUAAGAUUUGGCCUUGAUAGCAUCUCAAAGGAAAAUUUAUGUCUAAUUCAUCUGUUCUGUGCCUCAUAUGCCCACCUACUAUUGGUUCUUGACGAUAUAGAAUUCUACGAGAAACAGGUUCCUUUCACCUUAGAACAGCAGCGCAGGAUUGCAUCAAUGCUAAAUACACUUGUUUACAAUGGCUUGCUUCAUAAUACAGCUCGACAGAAUAAACCAAUAAUGGAUGCAGCUUCUAGAUGUCUUCAAAUGCUAUAUGAACGGGACUGUAGACAUAGGUUUUGCCCUCCUGCCUUGUGGCUUUCACCAGCUCGAAAGAGUAGGCCUCCAAUUGCUAUGGCUGCCAGGACCCAUGAAGUUCAGUUGGAUGUCAAAUCUGAUGACAGUUUGGCCUUUCCGAGCAUGGGUUCUUUUAUAACUGUGACUCCUCAUGUGUAUCCUUUUGAAGAAAGGGUUCAGAUUUUUAGAGAGUUUAUCAAAAUGGACAAGACUUCUCGCAGGAUGGCUGGGGAACUCAAUGCCCCUGGUGAUCGAUCCAUUGCGAUUGUAGUUCGUAGGGGUCAUUUGAUUGAGGAUGGGUUUGAGCAACUGAAUUCUCUGGGAACAAGGUUAAAAUCAUCCAUACAUGUUUCAUUUGUUAGUGAAUGUGGUCUUCCCGAGGCUGGACUGGAUUAUGGUGGUUUGUCCAAGGAAUUCUUAACUGACAUUUCAAAGGCAGCAUUUGACCCACAGUAUGGACUCUUCUGUCAGACAUCAACUUCCGAGGGAUUGUUAAUCCCUAAUACUGCUGCACGAUUUCAAGAGAAUGGUAUUCAGAUGAUUGAAUUUGUUGGAAGAAUCGUUGGAAAAGCUCUGUAUGAAGGAAUCUUACUGGAUUAUUCUUUUUCACAUGUUUUUGUCCAAAAGCUUUUGGGCCGCUAUUGCUUUCUUGAUGAGCUUUCUGCACUUGAUCCAGAGCUCUAUCGGAAUCUGAUGUAUGUCAAGAAUUAUGAAGGUGAUAUAAAAGAACUUUCACUUGAUUUUACUGUCACCGAGGAAUCAUUGGGCAAAAGGCUAAUCAUUGAGCUUAGACCAGGCGGCAAAGACACCAGUGUGAUUAAUGAAAAUAAGUUACAAUAUGUUCAUGCUAUGGCAGAUUAUAAACUGAACCGGCAGAUUUUGCCACUAUCAAAUGCAUUUUAUAGAGGAUUGACGGAUCUCAUUUCACCAUCCUGGUUGAAGUUAUUUAAUGCCAGUGAAUUUAAUCAGUUGCUUUCAGGUGGCAACAUUGAUAUUGAUGUUGACGAUCUGAGGAAAAAUACACGGUAUACUGGUGGCUAUUCUGACGGAAGUCGAACAGUUAAACUCUUUUGGGAGGUUAUGACUGGUUUCGAGCCAAAAGAACGGUGUAUGCUUCUCAAGUUCGUCACAAGUUGUUCACGAGCUCCACUACUUGGCUUUAAACAUUUGCACCCAACUUUUACCAUCCAUAAGGUUUCAUGUGAUGUGCCUCUUUGGGCUGCUAUUGGAGGACAGGAUGUGGAGCGGUUACCCUCAGCGUCGACAUGCUACAACACUCUAAAGCUUCCUACAUAUAAACGGGCAAGCACAUUGAGGGCAAAGCUUCUGUAUGCAAUCAACUCAAAUGCAGGGUUUGAACUUUCUUGAGUACUUCUGUCUGCUUACUAAUUCAGGUGCAGGUAGCAGCGAUAUUACCAUUUUCAAUGGGAUGUGCUAUCAUCUCUAGGAGAGGCCGGUAAAUGUCAAAAACCACCAAUUUUAAGUCAGUGAGUUUUGUCUGCAAGCUCUGUGCCAUGCCAUUUAGUUUUGUGUUAAAUGAUUCAGCAUCUUUGUUAAGUCUUGCUACACAUUCGUUGCUCCCUCCUCCGAAGAGAGUAAUGGCUGCUGGCAAACACCCCAUUGGUGGUAAGCUUGUUACUCCGAUCCUCCUUACUCCGAGCCCAUACAAUGUCUGUAAAAGUAAACCAAAAAUUGUGUAAUAUAUAUAAAUAUUUUUUUGUAAAAGCAAAAAGGGAGUGAAAACUUAAAAAGAUUUCCUCUUAUUUUUCUUUUCAUUUUACUUGGUUUCACCAAGAAGCUUCAUUUGUCUACAAUUUUUUUUUUUCAAUUUGUUUUGUUUUUAUCAGUGUAACAUGAUGUAUGUGUAUAUACAUAUGUGAUUAUAGCCAUUAUGGUUCCUGUAAUUUACUACUGAAGCAUUCGCUUGUCAGAAGGCCCUUCUAUUGGCGCAAAAUAAUGCAUUCGGCAGAGUUAUUGUUAACACUGAUUCGGAUACUCUGGUGAGACUACUCCGCUACCCUCAUGCGUCCGACAUUUCUAUCCAACAUACCCUAGCGGAGAUUCAGCAUCUUGCUGCUUCGUUUAGUUGGUGCAGGAUCACAAAAGUUCACAGGUCACUAGUUUCUCAAGCUCAUGAUUUGGCGCAGCAAUAUAGACACAGUAGAAUUGCUUUCAUUAGUCUCUAGUUUUGUAUGUUUUUGCGGUGUAAAAGAAACUAUUUACUAUCUUCAAAUUAGGAGCCACAUGUGAUUUGGAUUGUUUUAGCCCACUAAAAUUGACAAUAAUAUUAUCAAAAAGUGUGCAUGGAUAUAUAAUGUGACAAUCGAAUUAUAAAUUAGUUUUUCUUUUUACUGUCGUUA
Molecule: messenger RNA, 4638 nt
Organism: Beta vulgaris subsp. vulgaris (sugar beet)
Lineage: Eukaryota; Viridiplantae; Streptophyta; Magnoliopsida; Caryophyllales; Amaranthaceae
Product: E3 ubiquitin-protein ligase UPL7
Exons: 15
Coding region: 158-3646 (1162 amino acids)
Biological process (GO): ubiquitin-dependent protein catabolic process; protein polyubiquitination
Molecular function (GO): ubiquitin protein ligase activity
Source: RefSeq, a predicted model, not a curated record